Molecule: messenger RNA, 3417 nt
Organism: Closterium sp. NIES-65
Lineage: Eukaryota; Viridiplantae; Streptophyta; Zygnematophyceae; Desmidiales; Closteriaceae
Source: the annotation of a GenBank genome assembly
AUGUAUGCAGUGUCUACUAGUGCCGAGGGAGCCUGUCACUUGUGUGUACCGCCUCACCCCGGUAUCCAGUCUGCUGCUCCAGGUGCCGGUGAGGCUGCCGCUCUAGGUGCUAGUGCGUCUGCUGCCCCUGGUCCUGGUGAGGCUGCUGCUCUAGGUGCAGAUGUGCCUGCUGCUUCAGGUGCUUGUGAGUCUGCGCCUUCAGGUACUGCGUCUACUGAGGCACUGCACACCUUCACACUGGACUUAGGCACUUCCCGCUGUUUCUUUUGCGACCGCACUGCCCUCGAGCAGCUCCCUAGGCCGGUUGCUGUCUCCCUGGCUCUCCCCUCCAGGGGUCCGGCCCUUGCAACCUCCACCACUGCCCUCCCUUGUCCUGCUGUCCUGUCCGGCACACUGUCGGGCCUUUACCUCCCCUCGUUCUCUACGAACUUGGUGGCGGGUUCCGCGCUCGAGGACGUGGGUGUUCACCAGUUCACCCCUGCCUACGAGCAUGUGACACACUGCACAUGUGCCGAGACGGGUCGUCACCUCGCUACCUUCACUCGGCAGCCGGGGUCGGACUUGUACACACUGACCACUGAGUCCCCUCAGGUAACGGCGUCUGCGUCUGCGUCAGGUCAGUUGUCACUGCCUCCCCUGCCACCGUCCCCUGCCCCUCCUUGCCUUCCCUAUGUCGAGGGGCGGCAACGUGCCACUCCUCACUCCUCUGAGUUCCCCUCGACGGAGGCUCCUCUGCAGACCCUUCACAUGGACGUGUGGGGCCCAGCCCGUGUCUGUGGGCAGGGCGGAGAGUGCUACUUCCUCCUGGUAGUUGACGACUACACGCGCUACACCACGUUUUACCACCCCACCUCGCGCCGUGUCUUCCCCUCUCAGGACGUCACGUUUGACAAGUCGGUCACCUUUUACCGUCUCUUCCCCUACCGCACUGCCCCGCUCCCCCCUCCGUCGCUCUUCCUCACGCCAGGUGCUGCUUCGGUAGACCCCCUGCCUCCCCGUGGUCCUGCUCCCUCAGGUGUUUCCCAGGUAGACCCAGUCGAACCUGUCGAGGUAGCUCUCGACUCUGGUCCUGCGCGAGGUACUGAGCAUGCUGAGCCUGAGCGUGCUGAGCCUGAGCGUGCUGAGCUUGAGCGUGCUGGGUCUGGGGGUACUACGACUGGGGGUGCUGAGCCUGGGGGUGCGGAGACUCGGGGUCCUGAGCCUGGGGGUGCGGAGACUGCGGGUGCUGAGCCUGGGGGGGCUGAGACUGGGGGUAUGCGUGAGUGGUACUCUCGGUACUGUCGCCGCCGCCGUGGUGUUGUGGGAGCUGGAGGUGCUGCUGGUGCUGCUGGAGGUAGUGGAGCUGCUGGAGCUGCUGGUGGUGCUGCUGGUACUGGGGCUGGUGCUGCUGGAAGUACUAGUGCUGCUGGAGGUGCUGCUAGUGCUGGUCCUGUUGGAGGUGCAACUGGUGCUGCUGGAGGCAUUGGAGCUGCUGGUGGUGCUGAGCGAGUUGGAGCUGCUGCUGGAGGUUCUGGUGAUGUCUCUGCUGGUUCUGGGGGCACUUCACGGCCACAACCGUACUUCGUUCCCCUCCUUCAGCAGGUUCUUGGUCAGCCGCCUCCUCCUUGUCCUGCUCCCUCCUUAGAGUGUCCUCCGCCUGUCCAGUCGUUGUCACAGCUACCGCCUGCCUCGCCACUCCCCAGUCCUUCUCCCUACACUGGUCCGACUGGCGGUCUUACAGAGCGUCGUGAGCUUGAGUCUCGUCCUGUGUCGCCUAAGUCUCGGUCUGCAUCACCUGUUCGUGCUGCUCGCACUGGUCGUCGUGUCCCGCGUCAGCGUCCUCCUGCUGUCCUAGGCACUCACCAGAAGGCGCUUCGUCCUUCCACUGCUCCACAGCAUGUCCCGCUGUCUUCUCCUCCUGCGUCCUCUCUUCCUGCCCUUGCUGACCCGGAGUCUGACUCUCUUCGUGCUGCUAGUCCUACUGUCACGCAUCUCCUGGCCACUGCUGUCACUGACCCUUCCUUUGAGUCAGCUGUUGCGUCUGCCUUAGUUGCUGAGCUUGUCGACCUUGCUGCUCACUGUCGUCUAGACUACGCUACGAGUCUUGUUGCUGAGUCUGGGUCUGAGUCUGUCUAUCCUCCGUCCGUCGGGGGUGAGUGUGCUCUUGGCACGGACGUCCUUGAGGACAGGCAGGAGGAGUUUGAGUGCUUUGCCGCCGCUACAGCCAUGGACGCAGAGAUGGCAUCCUGGAAGUCCACUGGCACUUACGUCGAUGAGGUUCCCCCUCCUGGGGCGAACAUCAUCAAUGGCAUGUGGAUUUUCAAGGUGAAGCAGCCGCCGGGUUCUCCGCCUGUCUUCAAGGCUCGUUACGUUGCUCGAGGCUUCAGUCAGCGAGAGGGAAUAGACUUCUUCCAGACCUUCUCCCCCACUUUGAAGAUGACCACUCUUUGGGUGCUACUGAACGUUGCCGCUCAGCGUGACUACGAGCUUCACUCUCUUGACUUCAGCACAGCUUUCUUGCAGGGCAACCUGCACGAGGAGAUCUGGCUACGCCGCCCUCCUAGCUUCACUGGGUCGUUCCCUCCUAGUACCCAGUGGAGCCUCCGGCGGCCGGUCUACGGUCUCCGCCAGGUGCCACGUGAGUGGCACGACACACUGAGGACUACAUUUGCUGCUCUUGGGUUCGCGCCUUCUACUGCUGACCCGUCGUUGUUUCCGCGCACCGACACUUCGCUGCCGCCGCUCUACAUCCUGGUGUACGUCGACGACUUGGUCUUUGCCACUGCUAACACUGAGGCUCUCGCCCUGGUGAAGCUGGAGCUGCAAAAGAGACACACGUGCACAGACCUGGGUGAACUGCGUAGCUACCUUGGCUUGCAUAUCACCUGGGACAGAGCACGCCGCACCAUCACAAUGACUCAGUCACACAUGGUGCAGCAGGUCCUUCAGCGCUUCGGCUUCACUUGGUCCUCGGCACAGGCCACUCCUCUGGCUACAGGUCACUCGCUCUCAGCUCCACCUUCGGACGAGUCCGUAGAGCCGAGUGGUCCUUACCCAGAGCUAGUUGGCUAUCUCAUGUACCUGAUGACUUGCACUCAUCCUGACCUCGCGUACCCUCUUGGCCUUCUCGCUCGCUACGUGGCUCCUGGUCGACACCGAAAGGUGCACAUGGAUGCUGCUAAGAGGGUACUGCGCUACUUGUGCAGUACAUCAGGCAUGGGACUCGUGCUUGGAGGGAGGAGCUCAAUUGUCCUCACUGGGCACUCAGACGCUUCUUGGGUUGACGACCAGGCUACGCAGCGGUCGUCACAGGGUUACACCUUCAGCCUUGGCUCUGGUUCAGUUUCUUGGCGUUCUACACGUUUGUCUUCAGUUCUCAGCUCCAGUUGUGAGGCUGAGAUCUACACCACAGCCAUGGCUGCACAGGAGUUACGCUAG